Messenger RNA from Pyricularia grisea, 345 nucleotides. RefSeq lists its product as uncharacterized. The record is from RefSeq and is a predicted model, not a curated record. NCBI's taxonomy places the organism in Eukaryota, Fungi, Ascomycota, Sordariomycetes, Magnaporthales, Pyriculariaceae. The annotation marks the transcript as partial. Gene Ontology annotation, molecular function: DNA binding. The transcript has 3 exons.
GAAACCCGCCGAAAAAUUUGUCGGCUAUAUGAGGACGACCAAACACUAAAGCAAGCCGAAAUCGCCGACAGAUUCGGAAUAAAAAGAAGCACCGUUUCCAAAGUUUUGCGAAAUAAAAACAAGUUCCUAAAUCCAACUAAAAAACAAAGUGUAACAGCCGAUAUCGAAAAGAAAUUUAUGAUAUGGAUUAAACUGGAUGGCCUGCCCCAAUCCAACCAGAAGCUCCGAAACAAAACAAUACUGUUUUGUCAAAACACCCCAGACAUUUCAAAUUUGAGGAAAAUAAUCAAAUCCACAACGAAAUUGGAAAUAUUUAAAUAGAGCGCCACUGUAUCCUAUGGCCAG